GAAGUUGGAGGAUCGUUUUGUCCCUUUUUUUGGUUAUCCUUGUACCCUCAGGGAAUGACAUUAGUGUUGCAAUUUAUGAUUUUUCUCAGCCACUGAUUUGGAUGGAGAAAGGCACAUAGAGCGAUGGGAGGCGUUCUAAGUAAAGCUGCUAAUAGCGUCGGGGCUGCUGUUGGAAAUGCCGUUGCCGCUCCAUUCAAGACCAUUUUCGGUGGAUCGUGCGAGGAACUAUGCUCGGGACCGUGGGACGUAGUUUGUUUUAUCGAGCAUCUAUGCGUCACGAAUCUGAUCAAACUCUUGCUGAUAUGUGUUCUCUGUUACAUAGCUCUACUGUUCCUGUAUCUGUUGUUCAAGCUGGGGAUUUGCCAGUGCAUAGGGAGAAGCCUCUGUAACAUGUGCUGGGCCGCGUGCGAGACGUACUGGCACGCGCUCGCCCACAUUUGCUGUUUCGGGUGGUACAAGAUAACCAGCACCAAGCGGGUAUACCGUGGGCGACACCGCUUCCGAGACUUUGAAGCGGGACAUAGCCUGAGUGACAUAACUGAUGAUUAUUCGAGUCGUCAUCUCAGCACAAGUAGGAAAAGGAAGCUGCUCAGAGAGAGGACAGAAGGCCCACUUGCUUCAUACAGCAACCACAGCCGCCGGCACCGUCGCCAUCACCACCACAGGCAUGUGAAGCUGAAGUCAAGGCGGGUUUCUUUUGCCUCGGGGAGAGGUUCAUGGACAUCAAGGAUUUCGAGACCUCACCAGAUAAGCACGUUACACGCUGAAAGACGAGGUGGGACUUUCAAGCGGCGGAGGGUCCGAUGAUGAUCAUAAUAGCUGCAGUUAAAAAGAGACUGUCUACCGAUGUUUCGUCUCUCUUCCAACGAACAAGAAAGAAUUGCGUUGACCUGACUACCACCAUAUUGAAGACAGCAGUUACAAUACAGAAACACCGAGGUAGGGUCUGCUGCAAACGUUUUUGCAUGGGGUGAGCUUUGAAGCACUAGCAAUGGCCAGAUCCGGGUGAGCUUUAAGAUAUUAGAUGAGGUUCUCUUUGCAGUGAUCGGAUCACGCCUAUAUCCAAGUUCCGAUGAUACAUGUUCGGCGAGUAUUUCCGAUCUUUAUCGGCUGUGAUAUGCCCAGGGAAGUACGUGCAGGAAAAACAAAUUUUAGAGGCGAUCAAUCUAAUGUGGUGUACACAUGCUAUGCAUGCCCAUGUUUCUUGUUUCGAAAAGGCAAGUAUCGACAGAAACCUCCAUUGUUCUUUCGAACUGCCAAUAUUUACCUAGAGGUCUGAAUUCAUGGU
Messenger RNA from Rhodamnia argentea, 1288 nucleotides. RefSeq lists its product as uncharacterized. Bases 124 to 807 code for a protein of 227 amino acids. Lineage: Eukaryota; Viridiplantae; Streptophyta; Magnoliopsida; Myrtales; Myrtaceae. The transcript has 3 exons. The record is from RefSeq and is a predicted model, not a curated record.